Molecule: messenger RNA, 8513 nt
Organism: Melanotaenia boesemani (Boeseman's rainbowfish)
Lineage: Eukaryota; Metazoa; Chordata; Actinopteri; Atheriniformes; Melanotaeniidae
Gene: piezo1
Product: piezo-type mechanosensitive ion channel component 1
Source: RefSeq, a predicted model, not a curated record
AGCAGACCCGAACUGGAGCUAUUCAGCAGUAGUUUCUGGGUCUGGUUGGGAACUGGGAGGUGACCAGCAGCAGAUCGUGGAGAAUAGCUCCUCUAUGAACGCCCCUCAGUCUCUCAGGCUGCUGUGAAUCACUUUUUCCACCUUCAGCGGAGCGAGCUCAGACUGGGUCGUUCCGACUGGACGCACGCGCUCCAGUUUUCUUCGUCUCUCCCAAACUUUAGCUGCACACACACACAGACAUUAAAAGAAAAGUUCGAAGACUUUCUUUGUGUCUGAUGGGAGAUCAUGGGAGCAGCGGGGAAGCUGUCAUGUUUAACCCGCCGAUCAGAAUCUGAGGACGCGUCUCUGCGGAUUUAUCGCCGUUGAUUUUCAGACAUGGAUCUUCAGGUGGUCGUCUGGCUGCUUUACUGCCUUCUGCUGCCGUCCGCCCUGUUAACAGCAUGUCUGUUUCGCUUCAACUUGCUGUCCCUGGUCUACCUCCUCUACCUGCUGCUGCUGCCAUGGUUCCUGUGUCCAAACAAAUACACCAUCAGAGGUCAUACCGGUCGCUUUAUCAGAACAGUUUUCUGCACCAGUCUGCUGUUUGUUCUGGGCCACAUCUGCUUCCAGACUGUCCUGCACACCUAUCCUCCCCUCAGCUCUGCCAUAGGGGACAACUGCUCUCAGUGGGACACCAUAAGCAGGCAUGUGGGACUGUCCAGGCUUCCUUUGGAUGAUCCGUGGAAUAUUCUGCGUCUGCUGUGUCCUGAUGUAGGCGUGUGUUUGGUUUCCUUGGUAACGGUCAUCCUGUGCAACAGAUUGGUCAGGAACAGAGAGAUGGUGGCUGCUGCCAACAUCACCUCGGUAGAAAGUCAUCCUGUUGACCAAACAACAGAUGACGAAGAGGAUGAAGAGACAACAGAUGAUGAAGAUGAAGAACAGAGGUCAUUGCACGGUGACCCUGAUGAGGUUUCUGCUGCAACCAAAGCUGAACAACUGGCUGAACGUCUAAAGGCCACAGCCCGGAAAGCUCUGUGUGACCUUGGGAGGAUCCUGGCCAUCAGCCUGCUGGGACUGGCUGGCAUCACGCUGCCCUCUGCCUUCUCAGCCAUCUACUUCCUGUUGUUCAUUGGGAUGUGCACAUGGUGGGCAUGCCAUCUUCCCAUCAGCCACCUGGGUUUCAAUGCACUGUGUGUGAUGGUGGGCUUCUUCACAGGCGGCCACUUGGUUUGUCUGUACAUGUACCAGAGUGUGCUGGUCCAGGUCCUGUUCCCCCCCCACAGUCUGUGGGCCAGACUCUUCGGUCUCAAGGACCUCAUCAUACCAGGAAACUGCUCCAUGCCUGAUGAGCUCAACCUGAACGCCAGUCAUGACUGGCCAGUUUAUGUCAACCCAGGCAUCCUCCUCUUCCUCUAUGUUGCUGUAACAACUGUCCUCAAAUCAGGAAGUCAUGCAACACCUGAUCAGGUUGAGAAGCAGAGGAAAAUGGAGGAGCUUAAGGAAGACUUAGUGGAGUUAAGAACAUGGAAUCAGCAGAGAGAUGACUGUGAUGAUGACACACAGAUCACACUUGUUUCCGUGACUCCAGAAAGUCAAGAAGGAGCUGUGACUGAAGAAAGUCCACCAGACCUCGGUGAUUGCGAGGCUCACGGUUCACAGCUAAAUGAAAGCCCGUUGUUCCUGCUGGGAAAGGUGGUCAUGCAGCAGAGUUAUGUCUGUGCUCUGAUAGCCAUGAUGGUUUGGAGCAUCACAUACCACAGCUGGCUAACAUUUGUCCUGCUUUUGUGGGCUUGCCUCAUCUGGAUCCUUCGUUCCAGGCGGCAUGCAGCCACGCUGUGCUCUCCGUUCAUACUGCUGUACGGCCUGACUCUGUGCUGUCUGCAGUAUGUCUGGGGCAUGGAGCUGCAGCCUGAGCUGCCCACCACUGUGGGAACCAUGAGCCUGAAACAGCUGGGGCUGGAUCGAGCCCAGUACCCCUGUCUGAGACUUGGAGCAAUGCUUUUGUUUGUCUUGACCUUCUGGCUGCUGUUGCGCCAGUCAGUGAAGGAAAACUUCAGGAGGAAGAUUAAAAUGGCCACACCACUGCAGAAAGUCACUACAGACGAAGAGGGCGCUGGUACUGACUCGGUGCUGAAGCUGCUGGGAGGCAUGGUGAUGAGCUGCUAUGCCAAAUACUGGAUCUAUGUGUGUGGAGGGAUGUUCAUCGUGGUCUCCUUCGCUGGAAAACUUGUUGCAUACAAGAUCAUCUACAUGCUGCUGUUCCUGCUCUGCCUCUGUCUUUAUCAGGUGUACUACUCUCUCUGGAGACAUCUGUUGAAGAUCUUCUGGUGGCUCGUUGUGGCCUACACCAUGCUGGUGCUGAUCACCAUCUACACGUACCAGUUUGAAGACUUUCCUGGAUACUGGAAAAACUUGACUGGUUUCACAGAUGAACAGCUGGCAGCGAUUGGCCUGGAGACCUUUGCUCUGUCUGAACUCUUCACCAGUAUCCUCAUCCCAGGGUUCUUCCUGCUGGCCUGCAUCCUGCAGCUGCACUACUUCCACAAACCCUUCAUGAGAAUCACUGACCUGGACCACGUCACCCCAAAACCCAAGAAGAAGAGCAGUGAGAAGACGGAGGAAGCUUGUUCCAGUAACGCAGAGCUGAACGCUGAGGAGGAACCUGAGGACGAAGUGGAGCUGUCGCCCAGUAAAUGGGGUCUGGUGGUGGACAGGUUGUUGGUGUUAUCCCGGAAGUUCUCUGACAAUCUCGACAGAGUCCAGAUUUUUCUCUGGAGGUUUUUGGAGCUUCACAUCCUGAAGAUGGUGGCCUUUUUCACUGUGUGGGUUGCACUUCAAGAGCCAUCUGUGAUGAAUCUGGUUCUGGUGGUGUUGUGGUCUCUGGCGAUGCCCUACUGUCGCUUCAGACCUAUGGCCUCCUGCCUGUCCACCGUCUGGGUGUGUGUCAUCAUUGUCUGCAAAAUGCUGUACCAGCUCAGAGUAGUCAACCCUGACGACUACUCCCAUACCUGUGACAAGCCUUUAACAAACGACACCAACCUGUUACCGGAGGAGAUUGAGAAGUCUUCACUCUACAGGGACCCGAUAGAUCCAGCCAAAUGGUUUGGCAUCAGGAAGGAUGACACUGCACUGGGAUAUAGUAAGAACCAUUUGAUUGUACUGAUGUUGCUGGUUUUUGAGGCAACUGUGCAUCGUCACCAAGCUCACCAUUACCAACAGCUCCAGCGAUCCCCACCUCUCAUUCCCUCCCUCUUCCCUUCUGCUAAAAGAGACACUUUAGACAAAGGCCUCAUACCUUGUGUCAAGUACCUGCUCAACUACGCCUUUUACAAGUUUGGAUUGGAGAUUUGCUUCCUGAUGACGGUGAAUGUGAUUGGCCAGCGAAUGAACUUUUUAGUGAUAAUCCAUGGCUGCUGGAUGGUGGCCAUCUUGGUGAAGCGGCGGCGAGCAGCCAUUGCCAGGAUCUGGCCCAGAUAUUGUCUCUUCUUGUCCAUCUUUAUGAUCUACCAGUAUCUGCUGUGUGUAGGAAUCCCACCUGUUCUCUGCAUAGACUACCCGUGGAGGUGGAACACUCCAGUUCUGAUGAACUCAGCGCUCAUUAAGUGGAUCUACCUGCCCGACUUCUACACAGAGCCCAACUCCAGAAACCUGAUAGCGGACUUUGUGCUGCUGAUGUGUGUGUCACAGCAAUGGAAGGUAUUUGAGUGUGAACACACAGAGGAGUGGAUGGUUCUAGCUGGAGAGAACUCCGAUGAUCCGGAUCCGAUGGAGGGUCGGCUGUUCAACCCAGCGCCCAACUUCACCAACUGCAGGAGUUACCUGGAUAUGGCUAAAGUCCUGGUGUUCCGGUACCUCUUCUGGUUUGUACUGUCGGUAGUCUUCAUCACAGGGGCCACCAGGAUCUCAGUGUUUGGUCUGGGCUACCUGCUGGCCUCCUUCUUCUUCCUGCUGUUUGGAACAAAACUGAUGAUUAAACCCUCCAGAGGUCGUCUCAUCCUGUGGGACUGUCUCAUCAUCUAUAACGUGGCUGUCAUCAUAUCUAAAAAUGUCUUAUCUAUCCUGGCAUGUGUGUUUGUCUUUGAGAUGCAGACAGGAUUCUGCUGGGUAAUUCAGCUCUUCAGCCUGGUUUGCACCGUUAAAGGAUACUAUGACCCUAAUGGAGUGAGUGGCAGCACAUGCAGCCUCCCAGUAGAAGAAGCUGGAAUCAUCUGGGACAGCUUCUGUUUUCUCUGCCUUUUGCUGCAGAGGCGGGUUUUCCUCAGUUUCUACUUCCUGCAUGUGACAGCCGAUCUGCAGGCGUCUGCCAAACAGGCAUCCAGAGGGUUCGAGCUGUUCAGAGCCAGCAUCAUGAAGGAUAUCGAGUUCCACCGUCAGACUGAGAAGAAAUCACUGUCACAGCUCAAGAGAUCGAUGCAGAGAAUUCGCUCCAAGCAGCAGAAAUACAGAGACGGCCACAAAAGCAGUGGGAAGCCCUCUGAAAGCCAGGCGUAUGGAACUCAGACAGACCAGGAUGGAUCCAGGAAGAAGUGGUACCAGCCGUGGUUGGACCACGCUACAGUCCUCCACUCAGGAGAGUACUACCUGUUUGAGUCAGACAGCGAGGAUGAAGAGGAGCUGAGCGCUGAAGAAAAGAAGCCUCAGAAACAGUCUGCCUGCCAGUUAGCCCACCAGGCCUGGGUGACCAGCGUGAAAGCAGCUCUGAGAGAACGUCAGAGACACCAGAGACGUCUGAAGAAGACCGAGACGAAGGGACAGCGGGAGGUCAUCAAAGGUGGAGAGGAUGAUGUUUUUGAGGAGAACGGCAUGAAGGACAAGAUGGAGGAGGAGCUGGAGGAACCAGAGUCAGUUCAUGGGGAGAUGGUUCAGAAGAUCCUGGACAUCCUGCGCUUCUUGUGGGCCAUUGUUCUGGCCAUGGUGGAUGGACUGACACAGUGGCUGGACCUGCUGACCAAACAAUACAGAGACACAUCCACGGUCCUGUGCAACGAACGUUACUUCAUCCUACACAAAGUCCAGCAGCACCGUGCAGCAGAGUCCACAGAUGAUGGACUGUCUCAGACCAGUGAGAGCUCCACACUAGAAACCUGUUUGGAUGAUGCUGAUGCAGAGAGCAGCAGGACUGAGGCAGGACAGUCCACCCUCAGGUCCACCGUCUGUCUCCUGAGUACAGAUCCCCCAUCCAGCUGGACCGGGUCACCACCAGAACCACAACACAGACACUCCAGAACCGCCAGUGAGCUCCUAUCAGACAGGCAGUUUAGUGUGGAGGAGCUGGAGCAGAGCAGGGAGUUCUUCCAGAACCAGAACCGGCUGCUGAGGCUGCUGCUCUCUAUGUACACCCUGCUGUCGGCCAACUCGGAGCUGUUGUGUUAUUUCAUCAUGGUGCUGAACAACGUGGUCAGCGCCUCCAUCAUCUCGCUCUUCCUGCCCAUGCUGGUCUUCCUGUGGGCCAUGCUGUCUGUUCCCAGGCCCACCAAGAGGUUCUGGAUGACAGCCAUCGUCUACACAGAGGUGAUGGUGGUGGUCAAAUACAUCUUCCAGUUCGGCUUCUUUCCCUGGAACAGUGUUUAUGAGAUGACCAUGAAUAAAGACAACCCUUUCUUCCCACCGCGGAUUCUUGGCCUGGAGAAGACUGACAACUACAUCAGAUAUGAUCUUCUUCAGCUGCUGGCGCUCUUCUUCCACAGAUCCCUGCUCAUGAAGUAUGGUCUAUGGGACCACGAGGGCCCGCUGGAGGACCAGAGCCCUUCAUCAGAGAGUGCAGAAAACACCAGAGGAGGAGAUGAAGAUGUAAAGAGCAAUGGUGAAAGUCAGGAAGGGAAGACAGAGAAUAACAUCAGCUCAGCAUCCACCCUGGAGAACCUGGAUGUUACUGAGAUUAACUCUCUUGAAAAGGGUUAUGUGGACUUUGCUGAACCAAGUACCAGUUCAGCUGCUACACCUGGACCACCUCCUGCUACUGAAACAGAGCCCACCGGGUCAAAGGGUGGACUGGGGAGUAAGAACAAAGACCUAGAGGAAAAUAUGGAAAGAGAUGGAGAUCAGGUGAAGUUGGAAGUCCCAAAGAAACGCAGCGGCAUCCGAUUCCGCAAAAAAAACAAAGAAAUCCAAAGAGGUGGUAAGAAAGCCGAGUCCAUAACCGAGGCUGCAGAAGCCAGUAAAGAACCAGUGAAGAAGAAGCUUAAAGGCAGAAGGAGAGAGGCGGCCAGCCUGAGGAUGCUGGCUGUAGGACACAAGAUAAAAAAUCUCUUCACAUCGGGGGUUCGGCGUGUGAGCAGGCCGGUUCAGAGCUUCUUCAGAAACAUCACGCAGGCUGAUUAUCGAGCCGCCACUGAUGUUUAUGCCCUCAUGUUCCUCACUGAUGUCGUUGACUUCGUCAUCAUCAUCUUCGGCUUCUGGGCUUUUGGGAAACACAGUGCAGCAGCUGAUAUAGCCUCCACCCUGUCAGAGGACCAGGUUCCUGAGGCCUUCCUGGUCAUGUUGCUAAUCCAGUUCAGCACCAUGAUCAUUGACAGAGCUCUGUACCUGCGCAAGGCUGUCCUGGGAAAACUCAUCUUUCAGGUGAUCCUUGUUUUUGGGAUUCACUUCUGGAUGUUUUUCAUCCUGCCUGCUGUCACUGAAAGGAUGUUCAGUCAGAAUUUUGUGGCCCAGCUCUGGUACUUUGUGAAGUGUAUCUACUUCGGCUUGUCAGCCUAUCAGAUCCGCUGUGGUUAUCCUACCCGUAUCCUUGGAAACUUCCUCACCAAGAAGUACAACCACCUGAACCUGUUCCUCUUCCAAGGAUUUCGUCUGGUCCCAUUCUUGGUGGAGCUCCGAGCAGUGAUGGACUGGGUCUGGACUGACACCACUCUGUCUCUGUCCAACUGGAUGUGUGUGGAGGACAUUUAUGCCAACAUCUUCAUCAUUAAAUGCAGCCGUGAGACGGAGAAGAAAUACCCCCAACCUAAAGGACAGAAGAAGAAGAAGAUUGUGAAAUACGGCAUGGGAGGCCUUAUCAUCUUCUUCCUGAUCUGCAUUAUCUGGUUUCCCCUUCUCUUCAUCUCUUUGGUCCGAUCGGUGGUGGGUGUGGUUAACCAUCCCAUUGAUGUCACAGUCACUGUCAAACUGGGAGGAUACGAGCCUCUGUUCACCAUGAGUGUGCAGCAGCAGUCGAUCCAGCCCUUCACUGAGGAUGAAUACAACGUCCUCACCCACAAGUUCAAAGACAAUGCUGUGGCCAUGCAGUUCAUCACUCUCUACAGUUAUGAGGACAUUGUGACAGCCAUGAUUGAAGGAAGCUCAGGAUCAGUCUGGAGGAUCAGUCCCCCGAGCAGACAGGAACUCAUCAAAGAACUGCUCAAUAGUACUGUUGAUGUCACACUACGGCUCGCCUGGAAUUUUCAGAGGGACCUGGGUAAAGGUGGGACAGUUGAACACACCUUUGAGAAACACUCCAUAGACCUGGAACAUGGCAACCCAGUCAGAACAGACCUGGCAGCAUUACUGGAUGGCAACCGGAUUGAGCCAGUACUGGUUUCUAAUAUGUUCCCAAACUACAUCCGAGCCCCAAACGGAGCCGAGGCGAAACCAGUCAGUCAGCUGUAUAAAGGUGAAGAAGAUGAUUACCUGAAUAUAACCCUGUCCCUGAAGAGUGACAGAUCUCUGAACAGCUCUGGGAACCAGGAAUGGUGGGACAUCGCCAUUGCAGGCUGCCCCCCCGCCUCCUGUGACGUCCUGCCCAUGGUCAUAUUCAACGACAAGGUCAGCCCACCCAGUCUGGGCUUCCUGGCAGGAUACGGCAUCAUGGGUCUGUAUGUGUCUGUGGUCCUGGUCAUUGGGAAGUUUGUCCGGGGCUUCUUCAGUGAGAUUUCCCACUCAAUCAUGUUUGAGGAGCUUCCCUGUGUUGACCGCAUCCUGAAGCUCUGCACAGAUAUCUUCCUGGUGCGUGAGACUGGAGAGCUAGAGUUGGAAGAGGAGCUUUACUCCAAACUCAUAUUCCUCUAUCGAUCUCCAGAGACAAUGAUCAAAUGGACUAGGGAAGUCCACACCAGAGACCAGGACUGACGCUGACUUCCUGAUUCAUAUGUGAAGCCUGGUGGACAUCACAUGGAGGAUCUCUGAAGAACUUUCUGCUCUGAUCCAAGUGCCUCACUGUCCAGGAGACACUUUAAAAGAUGUAAAACAGAUGAAAUGACACAUCUCCUCCAUCUUGCUGGACUCAUCCUGUUGUAUGUUUGCUGCUGCUGCACUACUUUGAUCAAACUGAACUCAGUCCAGUAUCCAUCCCACUGUGGGUGGGGUUGGUAGCGCCAUUGCGUCCACUCCUGUAGCAGGACUGCACGCAAGAUCCCACGAGAGCAAAAUCAGCUCUUCCCCCCAUGAUAUUUGUCUGGUGUGUCUUAGACAUGUCUGAUCUGAUGACUGUAACAAACAGUAAAACCUGUUUAAGUGUGUUUAUGUCUGAUCAUGUGAUAUAAACCCCCUCAGGGUGGGUUUCAGGUCAAACUCAAAGUUUGGGCUUCCUGGGAAAUAAAUCAAACAUAGAAAUAUGAAAA